CAUACGAUCCUAGUAAUAGUUUUCAUUCCGUCGAUUACUUAUUCUUACUGUAAACAAGUCGAAUAUAACGGACUUACAUUUUCUGUAGGAGAAUUUCAGAAGAGGUUGUUUAGAUACUACAUCAUGGCAUCACUUAGUACAUGACAUCACUAAUGAUGAGACGUCAUGAAUGACGUGUCAGAACACGCGUAACACGUAAGAGUAGAGAAAAUGAUGAAAUUUUCAAAGUUUCAGUUUUUCUACGGAAUGGUAAAUGUUUACAGACGAAAGAAAAAGAUCAGAAGUUUCCAUUCAGGCGGCAGAUAUUAAGUUUUUGAGAUAGUGUUACCAGAUGGUUGAAAUUGUAUAAUUUCUUGUUUCAUAAUAGAUUAUCAGUAAUCGCAUAUCUGUUAUUAAAAUAAACUGUAAUAUUUCUCUGGUUACAUUUCUUCAUUGUUGAUAAAAUCAAAUAGAGAACCUUUUUUCUCCAGUUUAGAAAGUUCAAGAAAGGGACUAGAAUCUGCUGUUAAAGAUUCGAGCUCCAAGCUAAAGAAGAGUUUCAUAGAGAUGGAGUUACACUUGAAGGAACCAAUCAAACGCAGUCUGACAAACAUUACAAGAGGAGAUUUUUCUGAAAUCUGGGAAGUAGACACUCCAGAGAAGAACAAUUUAAUAUGGUCUGUAAUGACACCAUAUUUAUUGUCUUCAGCUGAAAUUGGAAAUUUUGAAACCAGCAUGCAGUUGCUCAUUGGCGAUGGCGAUGAGGUUCAACGCCUGAUGGAUAGUAUUAAUUUAAGAGAGAAAUUGAAUCCUACAGUUAUACAAAAUCUGGUACGAAGAAAAAAUCCUUUAGUUGAUCAACACUCUCUAUACAUUGAGAAUGAUGUACGUAAUUUAAUGCGAUUGUUUAAAAAGAGAUUGGAUUUUCUUACAAAUGACUUGAGCAGAACAACGGGUAAUAAGUUCAAUGAUUUUCUAAGACUUCAAGCAGCAGCGAAUUCUAUUGAAUGUCAGAUAGAUCUCUUUGAUGAAAAUAAUGUGCUGUUCAAAUCAUUCUUUCCUGAUAAUUUAACGGAAAAACUUGUUGAAAAAGAAGGUGUAAUUCUUUUUGUGCAUUUAGUCUCGGGAACAAAUAUUUUUCGAUAUGGUUUGCGAAGUGACUAUGCUUUGCAUUCUAGAAAUAAACAUUUAAAGGGUAUUUUGAAACUAGCCAAAAUCCCUCCGGAUAAAAUCGAUACACUGUUUAAUCCACAUCCAUCUGAACAAUUACUUCUCCAGAUACUACAAAGUGCCGAGCGAGAGAUUGUGCAUAAUAUUUAUGAAUCUGCUUUCAUUUUGGAAAAGUUAUCAUCUGCAGGAUACGACAUGAGUCCAGAAUCGAAAGACAACGAAGGUUUUUCAGCAUUUCAUCAUUGCUUAAAAUCUGAUGACUGGGCGCUAUUUCUCAAACUUUAUAACUAUCCUACAAAAAGCAUGCACUUUUCGAGUAUUUAUGACGAUGAUCAUCAUUGGAAAGUAUUGGAGUCUUUUGAAGUUACAAUAACAAAUGAUUAUAUGAAUUUAAAGAAAGAUUUAUAUGAAAAACUUGUAUUUUGUACGGAAGAUUCAAUAAGUAUUCUUCUUUCGUAUGAACAAAUCCUCCAUUUCAUUACGUUACAUAAAAAUUUCUUGAAAAAAAUGAGCUACAUAAUGAGAAACUCCACUUCAAGCAAUAGUGAUAAAGCUAAAAACUUACUAACGUUAUUAAUAAACGAAUACAAUAGCCAUUUCUAUUUUCGCAGCAAUCGAUGGGAUGAGUUUGAAGAAUAUUUUUCAUGCUAUGCAUAUCAUAAAAUACUAGAUGAUUAUAUUAGUUUGUGUUUCACUGAUUUUUUCAUGUCAUUAGGUAACAUAGUUGAUGUGAAUAACGAAAAAUCACUGGAAGAUGCUUUAAUAAACUUAUUGAAAUACUUCAGCAGUAAAGUUUAUUGUGGGAAACUUGGAUUCAGAACAAGAGAUUACAAACCUGAAGAAAAAACUAUUUUUUUCGCAAUUUUUUGUUACAGAGUAGAGUGGAAGUCAUCCCUAGAUGUUUUGUUGCAAACAUUACAGAGUAGUUUUGCUGAUAAAGGCAAAAAUACAACACAGCUUAUCUUUGAGACAUGCAUGAAGAAAUUUCCACUUUUAAAGGAAGAUUAUGAAAUUAUGAAUUUGAAAAUGCAUUUCAAAAUGGCUGACUCUGCUGAUUUUUCUAAAGACUCAUUAAAAUCAGCUUUUAUUGUUGAAAGAGCCUUACAUAUAAUUGGAGAAACUAUUUGCAGUGUAACAGAUGGAUGCAUGAUUACUCCAUUAUUAAGUUAUUGUUUAUCACCCGAUUUAGAAAGAGCAUUUUGUGACAUGCGAAAUAAUUGUCUUGCUCAUUAUAAAGCAAGCUCUGUCAAAGGGAGGGAAGCUAUUGAAAAAGGUUCAUACUUGAACAAUAUUCAACCAGAACUAAACAUAUUGUCUGAUAAACUUAAUCCAAUAUUUAAAUUACAAUCGUUUCGAGUAAAACAAGAAAUUCUUGAAAAAUGUAUGAAAGAAUAUCACAAUACUCCCACGAAAUUGCAACCACAAAGGGUUGAGGUUCUUCGUCGGUUGAUGAAAAUAGAGAUUAAAAUCUUACGAUCAAGAAAAAACAUUUACAGCAGUUAUAAAAAUGAAUAUGUAUCUCUACUCUAUAAAAUUCUUAAAUGUAUUUUGCAAGAAUUAAAAACAAAGAAAGUUUCGGAAUUACGAAUGCGUUUCGAGCACUUUAAAUAUUUACUUAGUUACGAUGAAAAGAAAGUCAAAGUUUGGGAUAUUUUUGACAUUUUAUCGCAGUUACAUAUGCAAAUGUAUGCAAUAUUUGAAAAAAAUGACAUUAAGACAGACAUUACACAAGACAUGUCGAAUGAAAUUUUAAAUACUUUUAAAAACGUUGAAGAAAAAUUUGAUUCUCACGUAUCUGACUUAGCACUAGACUAUUUUAAUGAAGACGAGUUCUCAAUCUUAAAAAGUAUAACCUGUAACAUAGUAAUGAGUUCCUAUUCCUCUAUUGAAAUAGAAAAACUUAUGAAGGAACUUUCAGUUUUUUAUAUGAGAAAUAGUAAAUCAAUUAAAAUAAUGACAAGAGGACUUUAUCAAAAUUUUAAAAGCACUUUUCAGGAAUUAAAAAAUAAAAAAAUAACAAAAGUCGAAGAAUUACAAAAACGUUUCAAGUAUUUUGAACCUAUUGUUAAUGAUUGUACUAAAAAACGGAAAAUUUUUGAUAUUUUAUCACAGUUAGUUGCACAAGUUGAUGCAAUAUUAGAAAGAAACACUGCAGGAAUAGUGACAGACAUUUCACAAGACAGAACGAAUGAUAUUCUAAAUAUUUUUAACCAAGUUGAAGAAAUACUUAAUUCUCACUUGUCUGCUGUAACAAAAGAGUUUGAAAAUAAAAAUGAAUUCGUAAACUUAAAAGAUUUAUUCAAUAAGAUAGAAAAAUAUGAGUAUUUUUCUCCUAUUGAAGCAGAAAAAAUUAGGGAUGAAUUUUCAGAUAUUUUGAAGACACCAUUUGAAUCAAGACAAAUAUUAAUUGAUCACUUAAACAAUAAAAAUCCUUUAACGACCGAAGAAAUUAAUACACAUGUUGAAACACUUUUUGUACCAAAAACACUGAGAGAAAAAAUAAGGAAGAGUUUGAUAAGAGAUCCACCAAAAGCUUUGUUAAUGAUACGUGACAUUAAAGACAACGUAGAAACAAUAUUAGGCAAAAAAGAGGAUACUAGUUAUAAAUUUAUGAAAAUUUUCUUGGAUGACAUGUUCAUAAAAAAAAUUAAACUCCUAAACCUUCCACUGUUUCUACAUGAAAAAAUACGAAAUCUUCACUCUCAGAAGCUUGAUUUUGCGAUUGAAAGGCUUCAAUACAUGAAACAAGUUCUAACUAAAGAUGACCAUUCUCUAUGUAAAUGGUUAGACAAUGAAAAGAAGACAUUGAAAGAAGAAAACUACACGAAACAGUUAAUGGUGCAACGUUACGCGAAUGAAAUAGAUACCAAAGCUGCGUUGGAAACUCUUUUAUUGGAUUAUCUUAAUAUAAUUAAUUGUAAUAAAGAAUUUUAUGAAAUGAAGCGGAAAUCUUCAUCUCUUUUUUGUGGCAUCAAUUUAAGAAACAUUUUGUCCCACCAAAGCCCGGUGGUAGAAAUUUCGAAUAUGGUCUUGGACGAUAAAAAUUUAGCCAAUGAAUUUAUGAACAAGAUUUACAUGUACUUGGAAGAUUUAAAACCCUUGGUAGCUCUGUCAGAUUUCUACAAAGUCAUGAGAUGUCCAAAGAAGAAAAAGUUUGAAGCACUGAUAAAAGAUGAAAAAACUCAAGAUGCAUACUCACUAUUUAGGAAUACCAUUAAAUCGUGUGACAAAUGGAAACUGUACUUGCUUUUACUUCCUGAGGAAUGAUGACAUCAAACGUUGACACUAAAACAAUAUCACAUUUAAAGAUUAAGGAAGGCUAUGUCUAUUUUUUUUAUAAAAAUGACAGUUGGAUCACCAGCCAAUGCUCCCCCCCCCCGAGAGUUAUAACACAGUAAAGAUGGGCCGUACUAUGGGAAAACAAUUUUUUCUUCAGGAUCAGCUUUCUAGCAUAGAUUGUUUUUUCCCUCAGUGUCUACAGUUGAAAUGCAUGAAAUACGUUUUUCUUUAACCCUUUGCUUACGGUGUACCAUCACAUGUGGUCCAUAUGUUGUACCAGCCGAAAACAUAAAGUGCUAAGAUUUAUUAUAAACUUCUUUACAUUUGUUGCAUCGGCAGAGUUAAACAUCGCACUUUAUAUUCCAGAUUUGAUUUUCAGGAACAGGAAAAAUGUCAGGCAUGUUAGAUCAGCAUGGUAGAUGAUCUAAUGGACAAUAUUUGGUUUUUGAUGUGCUCCUCGAUAAGCAUCGAACUACACAGCAGCAGACAGUCAUGGUUGUGAUGAAAACUCAAAUAUUUUAAAUUUUCGUGAUGAAAGAUUCGAUAACCUUUUGAAUCAAAUUAUCAUUUAAAAAAAUCUUUCAUACAUUUUCA
Molecule: messenger RNA, 5022 nt
Organism: Parasteatoda tepidariorum (common house spider)
Lineage: Eukaryota; Metazoa; Arthropoda; Arachnida; Araneae; Theridiidae
Source: RefSeq, a predicted model, not a curated record